This is a messenger RNA of Nicrophorus vespilloides, 1451 nucleotides long. It is a transcript of the gene Coprox, whose product is annotated as oxygen-dependent coproporphyrinogen-III oxidase. Gene Ontology annotation, cellular component: cytoplasm; mitochondrial intermembrane space. The record is from RefSeq and is a predicted model, not a curated record. NCBI's taxonomy places the organism in Eukaryota, Metazoa, Arthropoda, Insecta, Coleoptera, Silphidae. Gene Ontology annotation, molecular function: coproporphyrinogen oxidase activity. The transcript has 4 exons. Bases 152 to 1273 code for a protein of 373 amino acids.
GACAACGCAGCGUGCGUGAUAUUUACAUGCUCGAAAACAGCUGAUUUUAGUUUUGGACAGCGCUGCGUGACGCGCCGCUUAACCUAUCUUUUCAGCCGCCGAUUUAAUCCAAUCUAAGCAGUGAAACUAACUACUUAAGUCUGAUUUAAAGAUGUAUAUCAAAGUGUUCCUGAAGAAUUGCGCGCUCUCGUGCUAUCAGCGACAGAAAGGCCUUUCCACUUUAAGAAAAUGUGGCACAGCUGUGCUUGGUGCUUCAUUGGCAUGUGCAUAUGGGACAACGGUGGUUGCAUGCAAAGACGUCACAUUUAUGGCGAAGACGGUGACAGCCGAGGAAGAAUUGAAGCGAGCAAAUGAUAUGAGAUCACGCAUGGAGCUGAUGAUCAUGGAAGCGCAGGCGGAAUUCUGCAAAGCUUUAGAGCUAGAGGAAGACGGAGGAAAGAAGUUCAACGUGGACAAGUGGAAACGCGCGGAGGGCGGCGGCGGCGUCACCUGUGUGCUGCAGGAUGGCAAAGUCUUCGAAAAAGCCGGAGUAAAUAUAUCCGUGGUAACAGGAAAUUUACCACCAGCAGCCGUUGCCCAAAUGAGAUCGCGUGGAAAGAACUUGAGGGAAGGUGUCGAGCUUCCAUUCUUCGCGGCCGGAAUUAGCGCAGUCAUCCAUCCAAGGAAUCCCUACGUGCCAACCAUUCAUUUCAACUACAGAUACUUCGAAGUCAAAGAUGGGGAAAAGGUUGAUUGGUGGUUCGGCGGAGGCACCGACCUGACGCCUUACUACCUCGACGAAGAAGACGCAGUUCAUUUCCACGGUACUCUUAAAGCCGCUUGCGAUCGUCACGACACAUCUUAUUACAAGAAAUUCAAGAAGUGGUGCGACAAGUACUUCCAUAUACCCCACAGAGGCGAGAGUCGCGGCAUCGGCGGCAUCUUCUUCGAUGAUCUGGACACACCUGGUCAAGAGGAAGCCUUCAAAUUCGUCACCGACUGCGCCAAUUCCGUCAUUCCUUCCUACAUACCCAUUGUGAAAAAGCACAAGAACAAAAUGUACACUGACAACGAACGUCAAUGGCAGCUACUUCGUAGAGGGCGUUACGUCGAAUUCAACUUAAUCUACGACAGAGGAACCAAGUUUGGUCUGCAUACACCUGGAGCCAGGUUCGAAAGUAUCCUGAUGUCUUUACCUCUGAACGCCAGAUGGGAGUACAUGAAUGUGCCGUACGAAAGGAGUCGCGAGGGUAAGCUGACCGAGAUCCUUAAGAAUCCGAAGGAUUGGGUUUAAGCGGAAAUUUAGUUUUCCAACUUCUUUGUUUUUGUUUUUAUUUCUACAUUUCAUUUUAUCAUUUUUAAUCCGUUUUUAUAUGCAUUUUCGUACUGAAUAAAUAAACAUCACAGGGAUUUCCGGUUCCCUGGCAUCCUAGAAAGUGCCUCUCUCCGUCGGCGAAUCUAAGUGCAAAAUA